ACACCUUUGAGAUAAUGUUGUGACUUUCUAGCUAGUUUCAAUUUAUCACACUGUAGUUCAAGCAAUGAACGCAUGUGUAGAACAGUUCAACUAUGAUAAAGGUUGACCCAAUGAAGUUAUAUACGCUGGUUUGACCAGCAGGUGGAGAAAUGAUGACUAGUACCGAUAUGGCUGUUUCUCGCCGUUGCCUGGUAACGCAAAUACUGUCUGAAUGUCUUUCUGACAGUUUAGCUUUUUUGCUAGUUCAUCAGUUAGCUAUAUAUAUUUAUUGUGCUUAAGUGCUCAGUAAAUUCAGUUGCCCUUCACGAGGCCCACUCGAAUGUAUCCCUAGCUGUGCCAGUGAGGCUUUGGAUGAGGCCCAUUGAUUAUGCGCCAAGUGCCCUCAUUGAUGCUGGGGGUCUGAGCAACGCAUUAAUGAAGGGAUCCCACAUAAAUUGCAAAUCAUCAGAUGGGCGGGUCAUGGCCCAUGAAGAAGCAGAAACGUUUCCAACUCUUACGUUGGUUAAUGUAUCAGAAUGGGCUCUCCAAAACCCCCACCAAGGGAGGGUCCUCAAGACGCUAAGUAACAGUCAUUUUGCCAGAAAUGCCUCUCCAGCUCUUCUCUCCAGCCGGUCAAAAGCCCAACAGAGAGACCACAUCAAAUCGUUAGAACGUGAGGAUCUUCACUUUCCCCGGUUCAACUCUGUUGACCUAAGUCCUUGUGACAAGCAACACAAAAGAGUCAAGCUCAACACUGUUCAGAUGAGUCCUCUUGUCAGCUGCUCCAGUACAUCAUGGAGCUCUAAAUUCCUAGUGAUGUGGAUACCCAAUCCCCAAUACACCCCUCAGUGCCACACCCAAAAAAGGCCUAAAUCUCCCCAUAUAGCUGUCAAGGAGUUAAUUUUAUUUCCAUCCUCAAACACCUCAAACAUGAACCGAAAGAAUUCCAAGAAUAUGGGGAAGAUGGUGCAUUUCCAGCUGACACCGUUGUCACAGCCGAGAUGCGAGCAGGCUGUCGACCCCAGUGACCUUGCCCUGACCAAGUCUGGCACAGACACUGACCCCAAGACGGAGGAGGAGGAGGAGCCUGGCAACUUCCAGAAUCAGGAGCUCCUGACACUGGAGACUGGCCAAGAGACCCAGAGCCGGACUCAAACCAGCCCACAGCCCCCUUCAGUACCCCGCAGUCCUUUUCUCCUCAGGACCCAACCUGUGGUGUUCCACAGUGUCAGGGAGAAGACACAGAGACACACCCAUCAGGAAAACUCCACAUUCAAGUACAAACUGGACAGCAAGACAGGACGGGAGGACAUCGACUGGGAUAGUCUGAGAAGACGGACCUAUCUCUGGAGGAAGCCAAAUCUUCCCCUCCACUGUGACAGAGAGAAGCCCUGUUCCCCAGAGGCCAUGACCAUCACUAAGUCCUGUCAGCAGUGGAACAGCAUACCUAAGGCCACUUUCAAUCACCUCACCGGGAGUCCUCUGUCCCAUGGUAACAGACUGGAGCUCUGGGAUUCCUAUUGUGUUCAGGCCAGCAGGAUUUGUGCCCGGUUAUCACAGAGAGUCCAUGUUCGCUGGACCAUGUUCGCAGGUUGACAGUACCCCAAGGUCUACGAUCCCCAGAGAGGACAGGGAGGGGGGUCUGAGGACAAAGGCCACAGGGCCUGCGGGUCUGAGCCAGCCCCUCCACCCUCCAGUGUCAACUCCGAUACCAAUGGAGAUGGUUGAUUUGGACAAGGAAAGACUGACUCAAAAAUCCAGGAGUGAACCCUCUCAUGAGGCCUGUGAUGCCAUCCUCGUGUUCUAGAUAAACACAUUUG
Molecule: messenger RNA, 1799 nt
Organism: Esox lucius (northern pike)
Lineage: Eukaryota; Metazoa; Chordata; Actinopteri; Esociformes; Esocidae
Exons: 9
Coding region: 352-1575 (407 amino acids)
Source: RefSeq, a predicted model, not a curated record